ACUUCGUAUCAUCCAAGACAAACACACGCAUAAAAGAAUCGCACAAAUUAAGAUACUCGAUUUGCCCCCCCUCCGCGCUGGGCCGCUGGCUGCUCGACCUCUUCCGGCGAGGGAGCCCAGUCCAAGAGGAAGGAAGAACAGGAUCAUCGUCUAGGGUUUUACGGGGAAUCUGACUAUCCCUCGUUAUUUUUGGACGUCCGUGGAUCAUCUUCUGUGGCUUUGCCAUCUGGAUUGGUCCUGAUCCUGUUUGUGGCGUCUCGCCGGAUCUCGUUGAUAUCUAGGGUUUUGUGUUGGUUCGCUGGAUGGAUUUCGAAUCGGCUGAUCGGUACGGAAACAGGAGGGCCUACCAGCGGCCGGGGCCGUCGCAGGUUCCCGAGAGAGCUAACAAGGUAUGCUUCCACUGGCGGGCGGGGCGUUGCAACCGUCACCCGUGCGCCUUUCUCCAUAGCGAGCUGCCGGAGCACAUGCCCACCGACGGGCCUGCAAAGCGGGGGCACCAACAAGGGCACGCGUCUAGAAAUCCUGCCUCCGCAGGUGCGCCUCCCUCCAAGUGGGGCAAGGGCCGAGCGGGUGGCAAGGCGCCCGACAAGGUCUGCAAUUACUUCCUCGCUGGGAAUUGUAGUUACGGGGAGAGGUGCCGGUUCCUGCAUACGUGGUUCAUGAGCGACAGCUUCUCCCUCUUGACCCAACUCCAGGGGCAUCAAAAGGUAGUGACUGGUAUCGCUCUGCCCUCAGGGUCUGAUAAGCUCUACUCUUGCAGUAAGGAUGAGUCUGUUCGGGUCUGGGAUACUCAAACUGGGCAGUGCGUUGGGGUCAUCAACAUGGGAAGUGAGGUUGGAUGUAUGAUCAGUGAAGGUCCUUGGUUAUUUAUCGGGGUUUCAAAUGCUGUCAAGGCAUGGAACACACAAACAGUAACAGAUCAAAGCCUUGAUGGUCCUAUUGGACAAGUUUACUCUUUAACCGUUGGCAAUGGUUUGCUGUUUGCUGGAACACAGGAUGCACGUAUAUUGGCAUGGAAGUUCAGUGCUGCCGGGAAUGUCUUUGAACCUGCUGCUUCCCUCUCUGGUCAUCGACUUGCAGUAGUUUCUCUAGUUGCAGGGGCCAUGAAGCUUUACUCUGGUUCUAUGGAUAAUUCAAUAAAAGUGUGGGACCUAGCAACAUUCCAAUGCCUUCAGACCCUCACUGAUCACACAUCUGUUGUUAUGUCAGUGCUUUGUUGGGAUCAUUUUUUAUUAUCUUCUUCUUUGGACAAUACAAUCAAGGUUUGGGUUGCAACAGAAAGUGGGAAUCUGGAAGUGACAUACACUCACGAGGAGGAACACGGCGUACUUGCCUUAUGUGGCAUGCUUGACGCGGAAGGAAAACCUGUUGUAUUAUGUUCUUGUAACGAUAAUAUCAUACGGGUUUACGACCUGCCUUCGUUCAGUGAGCGAGGUAAGAUAUUUUCAAAAGAAGAGAUGAGAGCGAUACAAAUUGGACCUGGUGGCUUAUUUUUCACUGGAGAUGGAACAGGCGAGUUGAAGGUGUGGCGAUGGUCAACAAAGCAGAAUAACUAAUAGUUCUAGGUCUUACUUUGUAAUAUAUAAACGAUUUGUUUUAGUCUUAAGAAGUCAGCUGCCAAUUUUGAUGCUGCGGACAAAUCGAUCAUUUAUUUGGUUUGAAAGAGGAUGCUAAUACGUCAUAUUUGUUUGCUGAUUAUUGAUCAUCGUCACCAGCCGAUUGUGUAAUCAUAAUCGUGCGUGUCGACACUGGAUUUGAUUCUUAUAAUAAAAUUGUGCAUCUGGAUGUAGUUCAGCAA
This is a messenger RNA of Zingiber officinale, 1798 nucleotides long. Its product is annotated as zinc finger CCCH domain-containing protein 17-like. The record is from RefSeq and is a predicted model, not a curated record. NCBI's taxonomy places the organism in Eukaryota, Viridiplantae, Streptophyta, Magnoliopsida, Zingiberales, Zingiberaceae. Gene Ontology annotation, molecular function: protein binding; metal ion binding. The transcript is spliced from 10 exons. The coding region runs from base 303 to 1556 and encodes 417 amino acids.